This is a messenger RNA of Solanum verrucosum, 1182 nucleotides long. RefSeq names its product cytochrome P450 CYP72A219-like. The transcript has 4 exons. Bases 127 to 1182 code for a protein of 351 amino acids. Gene Ontology annotation, molecular function: heme binding; monooxygenase activity; oxidoreductase activity, acting on paired donors, with incorporation or reduction of molecular oxygen. Lineage: Eukaryota; Viridiplantae; Streptophyta; Magnoliopsida; Solanales; Solanaceae. The record is from RefSeq and is a predicted model, not a curated record.
CAAAAGCAAAAAUCAACUCCCCUGACCAAGUUGCUGGCACAAGGAAUUGUAAGCUAUGAAGAGGCCAAAUGGGCAAAGCACAGGAAAAUUCUCAAUCCUGCUUUCCAUUUGGAGAAGAUAAAGGAUAUGCUUCACGCAGUUCAUUUGAGCUGCAGUGAAAUGGUGAGUCAAUGGGAGGAGGCUGUCUCAAUGAAAGAAUCAUCCACCGAACUCGAUAUAUGGCCUUACCUUCAAAGAUUGACUAGUGAUGUUAUUUCUCGCACAGCCUUUGGAAGCAACUAUGAAGAAGGUCGAAAGAUAUUUGAGCUUCAAAAAGAACAAGCUGAGCAUGUCAUUGAAGUUUCUCGCACCUUAUAUAUUCCAGGAUGGAGGUUCUUUCCAACUAAGAGAAACAAAAGGAUGAAGGAGAUUGAGAGAGAAGUUCAAGCAACAAUUAGGGGAAUUAUUGAUAAAAGAGUGAAGGGAAUGAAAGCAGGGGAGGCCAAUACUGAUGACUUAUUAGGCAUAUUGUUGGAAUCCAACUUUAAAGAAAUCGAGCAACACGGUAACAAGAAUUUUGGUAUGACUAUAAAAGAGGUUAUUGAGGAGUGUAAGUUGUUCUAUGUUGCUGGACAAGAGACAACCUCUGUAUGGCUUGUAUGGACUAUGAUUUUGUUAAGCAGGCAUCCAGACUGGCAAGUUCGCGCUAGAGAAGAGGUUUUGCAAGUGUUUGGAGAUGGCAUGCCAGAAUUUGAUGGAUUAAUUCGCUUGAAAGUUGUGACAAUGAUUUUGCACGAGUCGUUAAGGCUAUAUUCACCGGCUAGUGCACUUGGUCGAACCAUUACAACUAAAACAAAGCUAGGGGAACUAACUUUACCAGCAGGAGUGAUGCUGUCUUUACCAACAAUUUUAGUGCAUCAUGACAAGGAAAUAUGGGGCGAAGAUGCAACAGAGUUCAAGCCAGAGAGAUUCAGUGAAGGCAUUUCAAAGGCAACAAAGGGCCAAAUGACGUUUUUCCCAUUUGGCGCGGGACCUAGGAUAUGCAUUGGACUGAACUUCGCAAUGAUAGAAGCGAAGAUGGCUAUGGCUAUGAUUCUGCAACGCUUCGCGUUUGAACUAUCUCCUUCGUACACUCAUGCUCCACAGUCUGUAAUAACUAUGCAACCCAAAUAUGGUGCUCCUCUAAUGUUGCAUAAAUUGUAA